Molecule: messenger RNA, 897 nt
Organism: Danaus chrysippus (African queen)
Lineage: Eukaryota; Metazoa; Arthropoda; Insecta; Lepidoptera; Nymphalidae
Source: the annotation of a GenBank genome assembly
AUGCAUCUAUUACAUGAACACACGGCUAUGUUAAAUGUAACUGAUAUUGGAAAAUUUAACAUUAGUAUAAGAGAUGCCUCUUCAGACAACUUCGAACUAAAGGAGAAGCGAUCAUCGAACGCUUCCAUUUUGUUAAUGAACCCGGUAGCGAGUGGAGAUAACAUGGCAACGGAUAUGAGCGGGGCUCAGAAAAUAAAGGAAGAGUUACCGCCACUGGUGCCAUGCUGCGAAGGCAGAGAACUACAGAUUAAUGCUGAUUUGGUGCGCAGUGGACUCUCAGCGAUCUCUGUAAAACACGAGGGGCUAGUUCAGAGUUUAAGCAUGUCAUACGCCUGUGAAAAAUUACAAGUACCUCCAGGGUUGAUGAAGCAUCGAAAUUCGUUCAGAUGUCUGCAUCGCCCUGACUUGAAGCGGGUUCCGUACUUGCGUAGAAUGACAGCAGAUGAGCUAGAAACUCUGUUCCGAGGUUACGCAGAUUUGCCCAAGAAGGGGCCUAAAAAAGAGAACCAUAAGAACAUAUUACGUGUGCCAAUACCGCCUGACGAGAUAUCCAAGAGUAAACUAGAAAAGACAGAUGUUAAUGUAGAUGACGGAAAUGUUCUCCACCCGAUCCCUGAGAUGCGCACCGGCUCUGAAGAUGUGCCCGCUGGCUUGAGGCUGCAUGGGGCUCGUGCCAGGCUAUACACCUCCAUAUUGGCGGGAGACAAAACUGGCGAUCAGCUAGGAGAUGCAAGCGCUAUUGAGGACAUUGACAAUCGGGUUGCAGAAGACAUUUUACCAGAAGACGAAAUUCAACUUAAUGAGGAAUUACAAAUAAUAUUACCACCUCGUUGCGAUGACGUCACUGCUGAUUCUUCUACAACUAGUUCAAUGAGAAAUUGUUCGAGCAAAUUGUAA